GGCACACCAGCGUUACCGCUGGCCGUAUGACAGCUUCCCAACCGUGCAGCGGAUCGCGCACUACUCACAACCGUCUCGACCGUUCGCCGAAGCGGUAGGAACCUUGGAAAAGCCGCGUACAGCGUACAGUGUAGUGCGAGAGCGAGCGAGCGCCGCCAGGUCCCAGGGAAAAUUUGGCGAAACCGCUCAUCGCUGAGGCCCCCGUCACUCCCAAGCGGUUGAGCCUAUCCACCGUUUGCGUUGCACCGAGGGAAAGGCACAACACGGCGGUGUGUGGCGUAGCUGUUAAGGAAAGCUGUCGGGGAAAACUGCCCACCAGUGCUGUGUGUAGUGUGGUCGCGCGCGUUUCCCAACCACGGCCUUGUGCGUUAGCGCCUCGGAAGCGCAAAGUGACGUGAGUGGAUUGUUUUUUCUUUCUUUUCUGGUGGUGUGUCCAGUGUGUGUGUUUGUGUUUGUCUGUGUCUAAAGCCAAUUUUCCGAAAGGUGUCCAUUGCCUGCUAACUUUCCCGAGGUUGCGCGAGGAAGAAAAACCCGUGCAGGAAAAGAAAAGCGUAGUAACAGCGUUACGUAGUUGCGUCCAGUGGCGUUUAGCUUGAAAUGCAGCCGUGUGCAGUCGAGUCGGUGAAAAAGUGUUUUUCCGAACGGUGAUCAAGAAAAGCGUGGAUAACAACGUACGCACGCACAUCGCUCAAUGGAGUACUAAAAGUUCGAUCGAUCGCCAGUUUUCUUCAAGCAACCAAUCUUCCCCACCAGCAACAACAAUCAAGUGGCGACAGAUCGAUCGAUCGUGUGUGUGUGUGUGUGUUUGUUUGUUGCGUGUUCGUGCGUUCAGGGACAUAACAGGCCCGUACGCACAGAGCAAGUAGCGCAACGCUGUGUAUAGCAGGAAGCUGUUAGCCCGCUGGUGACGACCAAAUCGAUAGGCAGGCCGCGGGCAAACGUGUUGCAGAACCAGCCUAAAAGUGGAGUAUACUGCCGAUUACAAGGAAUCCAGAUACCGGCUGCAUCUGGAUUCGUCCCAUGCUCAAACGAUGACCUCGAUUGAGCGUCCAGCCGGAGGUGCUCUCGCGCUGCACUAUGCAGCGGCCCGCGGUUGCCUCGAUUGCGUGCGCCUGCUCACUGAAGCUGCACCGGACAUUAGCGCCAACACGCAAAUGGACAACGAUGUGACGCCGGUGUAUCUGGCCGCGCAGGAGGGCCAUCUGGAGGUGCUGAAGUUUCUCGUGCUGGAAGCGGGCGGUUCACUGUACGUGCGGGCCCGCGAUGGCAUGGCACCGAUCCAUGCGGCCUCGCAGAUGGGAUGUCUCGAUUGCCUUAAGUGGAUGAUCGAGGAUCAGGCAGUGGAUCCGAACUUGCGCGAUGGUGAUGGUGCCACACCGCUCCAUUUCGCGGCAUCCCGUGGCCAUCUGAGCGUUGUCCGGUGGUUGCUAAACCAUGGCGCCAAGCUAUCGCUGGACAAGUACGGGAAAAGCCCAAUCAAUGAUGCGGCCGAAAAUCAGCAGGUCGAGUGCCUGAACGCACUGGUACAGCACGGCAACAUGAAUGGGGUGAGUGGUGGUGACGCACCGGACAAUCAAACUUCGCCCAAGCAACAUCGCCAUCAGCUGCACGACGCGUACCAAUCGCAGGUUCUGCCGGGUGGUGUGGGUGCUGCUCCCGGAUCACUGCCCAAGCAGGCACGCGUUUCGCGCAAGAGUUCGGCCGGCGGGAAUCAUGGGCGGCCGGGUAAGCCGCUGAUCGGUGGCCAUGGCCACAAUCAUCACAGCAACACGAUGAUGUCGACAAAGUCUUCCACCGGCAGCUCGGACUCGGAACCGUUCUAUCUACAUCCGCCGACGAUUCGCAAAACGAAGGACGGCCUGUACGCUAGACAGUCCCCGGACAGCUAUUACGGACCGGUGCUACCGAACGAUGGGGUGUACGUGAAUCCGAUGCGCCGCGGUUCUUCAACACCGCCGAGCCCGAGUGGCAGCAUCUCCGGUGAAUCGUUCUUUCUCCACGACCCGCAGGAGGUGAUCUACAAUCGCGUGAAGGAUCUGUUCGAUGCUGACAGUGGGCUAAAGGAUGAGAAGAUCGUCAACAAUCGAUCGAUAGUGCAAGCUGAGGUUCAUUCGAGUAGCAGCGGAGCUGCCAGCGGUUCUGACGAGGACCUCUCUGUGUCCUCCUCACACUCCGGUGGUGAUGGUGGUGGAGGUGGUGGUGGCGGAGGUGGUGGUGGUGGUGGUGGUGGAGGUAGUGGCAUCGGUGGUGUAGGCAGUGCCGGUGGCGGACCCGGGAUAGACCUGAUCAACGGCAAUCUCUCCAAGACCUCCAAUGUGAACAGUAGCGCCACCAGCCACGAACACGACUACGAGGACAUCUAUCUGAUGCGGGAGGAAACGCAGUACGUUGGUGGUACGCCGAACCGUAGCGCCAUCGGACGGAGCCGUUCGAGGGAUAGUGGUUCGCACAGCCGGUCGGCCAGUGCCAGCUCGAACCGUAGCGACGUCGUACUGCAGCUCACUGGCAGCGGCAACAAUAAUCAGUCCUCGCUGGUGAGCAACAACAAGGAGCAUAUGCUGCUGGCCAAAAGGAACAAUCUGCUGUACGAGCAGCAGCGCGGCCAGCACGGUACGAAACCGUUGUCCACGAAAUCCAUCUACAGCAUGGGCAAGGGCACCAAGGGUUCGAACCAUCCGUACCCGGGGAUGGUGCCGCAGCGCAAGCACGCCGACGACUACUCCACCAACACGCUGCGCUCGUCCUGCACCGGGGACAACGCGUACGAGAGCGUCUGCUCGCCGGAGGACGUGUACGAGCGGGCGGCCGAGAUGGGACUCGGUGGCAGCAAGCAGCUUCCGCCGCACGCCAAGUCCCAUCAGUCGCCGAGCGCGUUCGCGGGAGCAAAUGGAACAACCGUUAGCGCGAAUGGUGCCACUAACGGUACCGGUGCUCAUGCAGCAGCCACGUCGUCCGCGGCGCCACCGUCCGCAUCGGCCGCAGCCAAACGAAACGGGCCGACGCAGCUGAAUGAAGAAAAUGAAAAUGCAGGACCUCCGCCACCCCCACUUCCCCCACCGCUGAAGGCAAGCAACUACGGACAUAUUGGGCACGGGGCGCAUCCGGCCGCGGCUGCUGCAGCAGCGGCAGCGGCAGCCGCUGCCGCCGUUGCCGCCGCCACACUAAUUGGCGGAUCGCGCGAUGGCUACGAGUACGCGAAAAAUGUGCGCCCGGGCUACGACCAGCAGACCGUGGCGUACGGUGAACAGCAACAGUACCUUAAUGUGCCGCACAAGCGGCUGCUGCACGGUGGCGGUGGACAUACGGACGGCGGGGAGCAAAACAAUGGCGAACAUCAGGAUUCGGAUUCUGGGCUGGAGGUGCUGGAGGAGUCGACGCUGAAACCGUCCGAUCUGAUUCGUGGCAAUCACAACCGUAGUAUGUCGAUUAUAUCCGCGAAUAAGAAAGCCAAACUAAUUCAAGCGAACGGCAACGCUGGUGGUGGCGGCGGCGGCGGCGGCAGCAACCUACAUAGCCUAUGUGCGGCGGAUACCAGCUUACCAUACGGCUCCAAGCCGUCCCGUACCGGAGCAGCAACGUCAGUCGACGACCAGCACUGCCAUCAGCAACAUCACCAUCAACCGCGGCUGGUCAACAUCCAGCCGGCACCAGCAAGCAACCAUCAGCAGCAGCAGCAGCAUCAGCAGGGACAUCCGGGACCGAACCUGGUAAACAAGCAGCUAGUGCUACCGUUCGUGCCACCCAGCUUCCCGAAUGGUACCGGUGACGGUUCCAACCAUCUCAUCAAACCGUCCGAAUAUCUGAAAAGCAUCAGUGACAAGAAAUCCAAUGCAGGCUCGCAAAGAUCAUCUGACACGGAGGAUUAUAUGCCAUUGAACACGGCCCUGAUUGUGCAGGCGGGAUCGGAACCACCGAAACCGCCCCCACCACCCCCAGCACCACCGCUCCACACCCUGCACAGCGCGAUCCUGUCCGGGUCGGCAACGUUACAGUCCGCGCUGUCGCACCACAGCGCCACCGGUGGGGCACGGUCCGGCGAACCGGCGGCCGGCGAGAAGGGCCCGAGUGGCGGUGCGCAUCCACCGCCCCCACCACCCCCCCAGGACACCGACAUCCGGAAGCUGCAUCAGCCACUGUCCGCCAUCUCGAUCCAGGACCUGAACAGUGUGCAGCUGCGCCGCACCGACAAGAUGCUGGCGAAAACGUAUUCCGCGCCGACGCGCAGCAUCAGCAUGCAGUGUCUGUCCAGCACGAGCGAGCAGUUCCUGUCGCAGAAGACGGACCUCAUAGCGGAGCUGAAGAUGUCGAAGGACAUUGCCGGCGUGAAGAAGAUGAAGGUCGAGCGGGCGAAGCUGGAGGACCGGCAGGCGAACGAGGUGUACUCGGAGGUGACGCGCCAGUUUACCGCACAGAACUACGUCGAUCAGGUACCGGAGCGCGACAACGCCGGCAACAUCAUACCGGACUGGAAGCGGCAGAUGCUCGCCAAGAAGGCGGCCGAAAAGGCGAAGAAGGAGUUUGAGGAGCGGUUAGCGCGCGAGGCGGAGGAUCGCCGGCUGUCCGCGAUUCCGAAAUGGAAGCGUGAUCUGAUCGCACGCAAGGAGGAGGCAGAGAACAAGCUGAAGUCGUCCAUAUACACACCAAAAGUAGAGGAACCGCAGCGCCGGUCAGACACAUGGCGCAACCGGAUCACGCAAAGGGCCAUGUCGAUCGACAACAUCAGCUCGUACGGGGCCGAAUCCGAACCGGGCAUGCUGCGCUACAACAAGGAAAACCAGUAUCAGUACCCGUCCAUCAACAAUGGGCCCGCCGGUGGCGGCCAUUUCGGACAACCGAACGGACCGAACGGCAAAACGUCGAAUGGUGGGUCGGCUGGCGGCAAUGGCACGAGUGCACCACGCUGCUCGAUGGAAAACAUCAGCAAUGGUAAGCUGGAAGGUGGUACGGCACACGGUUACCAUCUGCCGGACAUGGCACCGUCCACGCCGAGCGAAUCCGUGUGUGCCAACGACGAUGACGACAGUGAGCAGAUUAUCCCGUGGCGAGCACACCUGCGAAAAACCAACAGUCGACUAUCGCUCAUCGGCUAAGCGGAGAUGUGGGAGGACCACAGUGGAGUUCUUGGAGAGCAAACAAGCGGGGGAGGAGAAAAAAAAAACGCUCAGUAAAUAGGCAGUUAUCAGUUUCACUUGAUCAGUAUCAGCUUCCUGCAAUGCGCAUCAACAAACUUCAGACUUGCUAGAGAGAUAGCUAGAUAGCUGUCGAGAGAGAGAGAGAGAGAGAGAGAGAGAAAAGGGGAAUUGGAAACUUCAAAAAAGGGACUUCAAAAUUCCAGAUUCCACACUUUUGUAUUGCAUAAUAGAUGGAUACUACAAAACCUAGAAGAAGACUAGCAAUCGCGAGAGAGAGAGAGAGAGAGAAAACUAAACGCCGAAGAUUUCGUUGCAAUAUUAUUUUUAUUAAUACAAUUGUUACUAUUAUCUGUACUUUAAUUAUUGUUGUUAUUAUUAUUAUCGUAAUUAUUAUAAUUAUUAUUGCUAUUAUAAUUUACAUCUCACAACGCGGUUCUUUCGAUAUCCUAUACUGUUGUGCUGAGCUCGCUGUUGAAACGCGUGAACUAACUGAACAUAGGUUUUUUUUUUUACUAUUAUUACUACACCUAUUGCAGCAAGCGACGGUGGGGCUCAAUCAAUAGCUAAUAGCAGUUAUAAGUAUGGCGCUACCUUUAGUGAUAUACAUCUUAUACCUAUUCCGGAAUAUACUAGAAUACCCGUCUGAAUAGAUAGUGCUUUCGUUCCUUCCUUCAUUUUUUGCCUUUGGCCCCGUUUUUUUCUCUCGUAAUAUAUUCGGUUAAUCGGUUUUGGGUUGGUGAGUCGUAGCUAGGACUAGAACACUGAAACUAAAUAUUUGAAGCCAAUGACGGUGCACGAUCGUUCGGAUUUGGACGUUUCCCCCUCCAGAGAAGGCAAUGUGCAAUUUAUGCUUUGGUGAUACGCUGUGAAGUGUAAAGCAGUAGGAGGAAAAGUUAUAGCAAACACAAAAUCGAAAAUGUUACAGAAAACCCCCUGAAAACUACCGGUACUGGUGGAAGUAAUGCUCAAACAAGGCCCCGCAAUGAUAUAUAUACAUUCUGCGAUAGGGCUCUGUACAUCAUUAGUGGAAACUUUUAUGCGACAUUUAAUGGAAAUUAGUCAUGUUAUGGUCUGCAAAAAAAACUUA
Messenger RNA from Anopheles stephensi (Asian malaria mosquito), 6219 nucleotides. RefSeq names its product AT-rich interactive domain-containing protein 1B (gene f). Gene Ontology annotation, molecular function: actin filament binding. Gene Ontology annotation, cellular component: cytoplasm. NCBI's taxonomy places the organism in Eukaryota, Metazoa, Arthropoda, Insecta, Diptera, Culicidae. The coding region runs from base 1032 to 5090 and encodes 1352 amino acids. The record is from RefSeq and is a predicted model, not a curated record. Gene Ontology annotation, biological process: actin filament bundle assembly. The transcript is spliced from 12 exons.